CUCCUACACGGGGCAGUACUCGACAUUUGACGUGAAUUUAUUUACAAGCCUGAAAUUUAACGCUUUUCCAAGUGGAAUCGGAGGAACUGAGUGGUUUACGCGAGUGAAGCAAGUGUGAGACGAACAGUGCCAUUCCAAACAACCAUUGCUCAUAGUUGUGCUAAAACUUCUAAAUCGUACAAUUAACGCUAAAGGUAGCAUUAAAUACUCCAAAACGCCUGUCGAUUCAUACGAACAAAAAAAUUUCACCCGAAAUUUGUACUAAUCCUAAGAUUCCUGGGCAAAUUUGUUUAUAAGCGCACAACCUUAACGUAAAUAGUUUUUACCUAAAAAAAAAAAGUGAAUGCAACUGUGAUGCCAUUCAAUCAAGCUUAUAUGAGUAAAGACAAGUGAUUCGUUGCAAUAUCGUCAAAGAUGUUACCAAAGGGAAAUAGUACUGAUUUUUAUAUAGUGUUUUGAAUCGCAAUGACCAAAGUUACGCUAUUCACAUUUCGAUAGUUACUAGAAAGGUCCUUUUCUCAUCUAAAACGAAUGAAAAUGUCGUGAAGAACGUGGUUCAGCAAAGGUAACGAAUCGCAGUAUUCUCACAUCAAUAUAUUCUGUGCGUUACCUGGAUGCCCGUAGUUUUAUACGAUGGCGCGAAAAGGCGAUAACACAAGAUGUAUCAGUGUUGCCGUCGUUGGCUUGUCUGGCACCGAAAAAGACAAGGGACAAGUCGGUGUGGGAAAAUCAUGUCUCUGCAAUCGUUUUAUGCGAUCUUUGAGCGAUGAUUACAGCGUGGAUCACAUCUCCGUACUCUCGCAGUCGGAUUUCAGUGGUCGAGUAGUGAACAACGAUCACUUCCUCUAUUGGGGCGAGGCCUUUAAAACUUCAGAGGAUGGUUUGGAGUACCAGUUUCAAGUAAUAGAGCACACAGAAUUCAUAGACGAUGCUUCUUUUCAGCCCUUUAAAGGCGGUAAAAUGGAGCCCUAUGCAAAAAGGUGUUCCUCGACUAAAAUUACGAGCGCCGAGAAACUGAUGUACAUUUGCAAGAAUCAGUUGGGAAUAGAAAAAGAAUACGAGCAGAAAGUUAUACCCGACGGCAAAUUGAACAUUGACGGUUUCAUAUGCGUGUUUGAUGUGAGCGUCGUACCUAAUCGCUCGAUAGAAAAGCAGGUUGAGAUUGUCGCCAAUGUUCUGAAUAAUCUAGUGAAAACUAAAAAACCAGUUGUUUUAGUAACGACUAAGAACGACGACGCCAACGAACAAUAUGUCAAAGAAGCCGAGAGGCUUGUUUUGCGCAAAGAGUACAAAAAUUCCAUAGCCUUGGUCGAAACCUCCGCACAUGAGAAUAUUAAUAUCGACUUAGCUUUCAUGGUUUUGGCUCAGCUGAUCGAUAAGACCAAAGUACGUAGCAAAAUAAUUCCUUUCAGCGAGGCUAACAGGGCGAGAAAGGAACUUAUGGACGCAUCCACAGACUCUUUGCAGAGGCUUAUUCGAAUACAUGUUACUGAUUAUCGAGCCCUUUGGUCACAAGCUUCGAAGAAACUCGCACAGCACAAGGAAUUUACGGCCUUUGUCGAACUUUUUGGCAUUGACGCUACCCAAAGAUUAUUUAGAAGGCAUAUUAAAAAGCUCAAGGAUGAACAAGUGGCCAAAAAAAUCCAGGGCUAUUUGGAUAUGCUCCCGGAUAUUCUUCAUGAAAUUUGUCCCGACAUCUCUAAUUUAAUAAACGAGGAGUGGUCAACAAUUCAGCAGUAUAUAAAAGAGCAUCCAGAUUUUCACCAGUACUUCUAUGAGUGCCCGGAAGACAUUCCCUGGAUUGAUUACGACUUUGGUGAAAAUAACACUUCAAAGAUUCCUUAUGACGUGUUGGAAACUUCCGAGGCUGAAACUGUUUUCAAGAAUCACAUAAAUCAAUUACAGCAAGAACAACGCAGACUCGAACUUCCAAAAAGAUACAAAAAGCAGUUUAAGCAAUUGCUGGAAGAGACUGGAUAUGUUACUCCAGGAAAGCAUCUCUCUGAAGUCAGAGUACUUUUUAUGGGUCGAGAAUGUUUCGAAGCUUUGUCGCAUCACGAUUGUCAAGAAGUAUAUGAUCAGCAUCAAAAAGAGAUUAUCGAAAAAGCCAAGCACAAUUUUCAAGAAUUAUUGUUGGAACACGCCGAUCUGUUCUAUCAUUUUAAAAGCUUAGCUCCAUCUGGCACUAUUACGCAAGAUGAUAUAAAAGACAUAACCGACGCAUUGCUAGAUGACUUUAGGGGAAAACAAUUUCUUGUUUGCAGGUAUAAGGCUUUAGAUAGACUGGAUCAAGACAGAAAGCUGAUGCUUUUUCAACACUUAGGAUUUGUACAUUGCCCUAUCAGGGAACAUUGUCCCGCGUUUCCAAAUUGUAUGGACGCUCUUAUCGAGCGACUACUUGGAACAAAGGCGCACCGACCGUCUUCCUGGAAUCAUAGUAGUCAGUGGCAAUUGACGUCCGAUAAUAAUCAAUUGAAUUUAGUCAUACUCGGUAGUAAUGGACUUAGCGAGGAAUUCGCUUGUGAAAUCCGAGCACAAACAGAGGACGAUGAGGUCGAAAUUGAUUGUCAAAUGUAUACUCUGGGUUAUAGAGUUAUCGAUGGAGACGUUGGAUUACCGCACAAUUCUUUCACGACUUCGGACUUCAUGCCUCAUGGAUCAUUUUGCAUUUACUGCAAUGAGGAUUCUUUCGAGUAUAUUCGCUCGUCUUUGGAGAAAACCCUUCUUUCCAAUUUGGAGCAGGAAGACCGGUUACCAUUCCAGGGAUUACCGAUCGUGAUCAUGUUCGUGCCUGAUCAGUGCAUUGAUGAAAUGGAAGCAUCUAGGCUGCGGGUCGAAGGGCAAAAUUUAGCUGACAGUUUGCAGUGUCCAUUUAUCGAUGUCUGCAUUGACGAUUUGGAACAGAACAAACGAUUUCCAAGUUCGCUGGUAAAGGAGGCUUUGCAGCAACUUGUACAGUCAAUAAAUCAUCGCGCUGGUUUUAUAAACAUUUAUCAGAGUGUAAUUGAAUGUUUGGAACCCGAUAUUAGGAUUAUAAUGUGUAUGUUUUGUGGGGAUCCUUAUUCCGUCGAAAAUGUCCUUGGCCCUUUGCUGAGCCAUCAGUGUUGUUUUUUGAGCGGGGAGAGGUCCAUUGUAUUGGAAACAUUUCUGGGAGAAUCAAAACGCAGAGUCGAAGUAAUAAUAUCUAGCUUUCAUGGAGCGAAUGCUUUUCGAGAUGAACUCGUUCAUGGUUUUAUAUUGGUGUAUUCUACUAAGAGAAAAGCCUCUCUUGCAACUUUAAACGCCUUUUCUAUGAAUAUACCAAAUUUACCGAUACAAAUAAUGGCAGUGACGGACACUGGUGGGGCGAAUGCAUUUUUUAGCAGUGACCUAAGUCAUUUACUUAUCACCGAAGGAAAUGCCACAGCGGAUAGACUUCAGGCUCACUUUAUGACCUCUUCUUCCAGUUGUCAGCAGAAAACUGCUUUCUACACACCAUUUUUCAAAGAAGUGUGGGAGAAAAAGCCAGAAAUCGAGCAGGCCUUCAAUAUGGAAGAGCCGGGUAAUUUGAACGACAGUGGUGAAGGGACAUUGGAAUAUUCUGCUCUGCAUCCGAUGCCACCUCCUCGUCACGAGAGUUAUCAUCUUCAAACACCAGAUGAUGGUAUGUCCGUCACUUUCAGGAGCGGAUCCGAGUCGUACGAGCAAUUGACACCUGAUGGGGAACUUGGUGAGACAGGAUUGAAUGAACACUUUGGUCAUAGAGCAACGCCCAGCGAUGAUAGCGAUAUUUACAGUCAGGUGGAUUUCCUCCGAGAAGAGAGAGACAGGGAACAUACGCAAAGGACGAAUAAACUUCCAGGUUGGGUGAAAGAUACGUUUAUGAAUCAGGACAGCCACCAGAACAGUUAUUCUCAUCGGGCCUUCACCACUGGUCGACGACAUAUAUCGCAGACGAAGCCACGUCCCAAAGGAAACAGCCAGACUCUGAAACAACCGGGAAAGAUAAACUUGAAAGACUUUUCAAAUGUGACAGACGCCAUCGCGAGGAUGACAAUAGGCGAGAAAGAGGAGCAUGGCUCGAAAAUGUUGGGUCACGCUCCACUUGCGACGCCCGAGUUGGUGGAUCUGGGUUCAGAAUACGCCCAGGUGAAAGACGUCGUUCCAAAUUUGUACUCUUACGACGGAGACUACAUGUACACUCUGGUGCAGGAUUCGAUUGGGAACAACAAGUCGAAAUUGCGAUACAGGCGGAAGAAGGGACAUCCAUCAUAUAGCGAGUCAGAUUCUGAAUGGAGUUCCUUGGAAACGAUAGCUGAUCUGCGCGGAGUUGCUAACAAGAAAGCUCCUGCUCACAAGAGAAUACGUAAAAAGCGAACUGCGAUUCCAGUUGCGACCCCCAAGGUCCCAUCGCUGGCGAGCAUGAAAAGCGGCGACGGUAUUGUUGGCUUGAAUUACGGAGUGAAGGAAGACAAGAGUUGGAGGGUAGAUCCAAAUGAGAGAGUUUCGAGCGAAACUCCAGAUUCUUCGGAAUCAAGCGACCAAGAGCACAAUUCCAGAACCAGGUCGAAGCAGUACAUUCAAGCUGCGACGCAUCUUCAAAAGAGAUUUGGAAACUCUAUCCCCCAUCAACAUUUAGCAGCUACAUUGCAGCAUCCAUUUAAUUUAAAACAUAUGACGCACGAUAUGUUUUCUACACAUUCCAAGCAAAGAGGUGAUAAUAACUUUGGCAACAUGCCAGAUGAUGAGUCUAGUGUUGAUGUCUCGUCUCCGAGGGAAAUAAAUUCUCCUAGUUUUGGUAUUCUGACGAAGGGAAAAGAUGGCGACAAAUUGACCAGAAAGAGAGACAAGCAAAAGGCGAAGGAAGAUGAGAAGCUGGAGAAACGUAGAUUGAAAGAGGAGAAAUUGAAGAAGAACGCUGAAAAAGAGAGGGAAAGGGAGAAGAAGAAGCAGGAGAAAAUGAAGCAGAACAAGGGCUCGAGUGGAAUGAAUAUUUCGGGACAGAUGCAACCGCAAUCUUUGAUUGAAGAUUUUGCUCAAAGCGAGACUAAUCGAAUACCUCUUUUUCUGGAAAAAUGCGUGCGUUUCAUCGAGGACGAGGGACUUGAUUCGGAGGGGAUUUAUAGGGUGCCUGGAAAUCGAGCACAUGUUGAACUUCUCUUUCAAAAGUUUGAUGAUGAUGGCAACGUGGACAUACAUUCACUGGACAUCCCUGUAAACGCUGUUGCAACAGCUCUGAAAGAUUUCUUCUCGAAGAGAUUACCUCCGCUUAUCGACAAGGAACGCAUGUCCCAGUUGGAAGACAUUUCAGGAGCACGUGGAACUAACACAUCGACGUCAUCUACGUGCAUGAAUAUGGAAGAUAGGAGUUGUAGACUGCUAGCUCUGCGGCAAAUGCUGAGUAAAUUGAAUCCAGUCAACUUUGAGGUUCUCAAAUUCAUUUUUCAACAUUUUGUCAAAGUGGCUGAAAAUUGUAAGCUGAAUAGUAUGGAUAGCAAAAAUCUGGCAAUUUGCUGGUGGCCUACGCUCUUACCGAUAGAGUUCAACGAUUUGGGCAGAUUCGAAGCGAUGAGGCCGUAUCUGGAAGACGUUGUGCAAACGAUGAUCGACCAAUAUCCUUUUCUAUUCUGUGGCAAGGAAGCCAUCGUAAUGGUCUAGUGAAAAAGUGUCAGCACAAGGUAUUUGACCACGGAGCAAAUCUGCUUUCUCUUGUAUAGUAAGACACAUCGUUGUAUAAUUUUCUUCCCUCAUCUCGCUCAUCAAGAGCAAAGAGUAAAAUCAGCUUUGAAUCUCUUUCGAAUCUCUAUGACAAAAUGAACGAACGAACAAACAAACAAACCAGCAACUUGAACAAUUUGAACAAUUAACGCAUAAUAGUUGGUCUCAACUUAGUUUGUAAUAUUUUUCCGUCAUAGACAUACGUACAAUACGAUUAGUUUAGUCUAACGAUAACGCGAGAGAGGAACUUUGGUCUUUUUCGGUUUUUGUAUCGCGACUCGUAACUAAUCAGAAAAUACGAUCGAUCAAUUCAUAAUUCCUGAUGAGUCGAAUUUUUCAAAUUGGCAUAGGCGACGAAUCACGUCGCUCUCCAUGUGUCAUUUAGUAUGCAUGUGUCAUGUUGGAUGUAUGGAAGACAUUGUAUUUAUUAGCAUGUGUUAGCGUCGUUGAAUCGGUACUCGAUCGUAGCCAUUAAAUUAUAUGAAACAUACUCGAUGUUGCUUUUCCUUGAUGAAUGCUUUAUUUUUCAAUUUCGUCACUUUCUAUUCUUGCACAGGCCUCUACGUACAACUACUACA
Messenger RNA from Belonocnema kinseyi, 6275 nucleotides. RefSeq names its product rho GTPase-activating protein 190 (gene RhoGAPp190). Gene Ontology annotation, molecular function: GTP binding; GTPase activity. The transcript is spliced from 22 exons. Gene Ontology annotation, biological process: signal transduction. NCBI's taxonomy places the organism in Eukaryota, Metazoa, Arthropoda, Insecta, Hymenoptera, Cynipidae. The coding region runs from base 634 to 5637 and encodes 1667 amino acids. The record is from RefSeq and is a predicted model, not a curated record.